This is a messenger RNA of Eurytemora carolleeae, 2876 nucleotides long. Its product is annotated as probable Xaa-Pro aminopeptidase 3. Gene Ontology annotation, cellular component: mitochondrion. NCBI's taxonomy places the organism in Eukaryota, Metazoa, Arthropoda, Copepoda, Calanoida, Temoridae. The record is from RefSeq and is a predicted model, not a curated record. Gene Ontology annotation, molecular function: manganese ion binding; metalloaminopeptidase activity.
UCUUUCUAUUUAUCCAUCUAGGAUGAGUUAAGUGAGGAUAGUUUUAAUACUUCUAAGCACCCGAUUAUUCUCCGUGAAGAACCUGGAAGCAGAGGCACUAUGCCAGGUAUGGGCACUAUGAACAGCAUGGGAGGUUACCAACAGAAUUCCUUUGGCCGGCCGCCGAACUACUAUGGUGGACGAAUGGACGAAGAAUUCUCAGAAUGCGAAUCCCUAGUGAACGGAUCUACAAUGCCGCGCACUACUCCAAUGUCUCAAUACUCAAGGAGAGAAAGAAACCUGUGAACUCGAUUGACUAGGUUUUAAUAUUAAUAUUUAUCAUUUAAUUGUAGGAAAAACAAGAAAAUUUUGAAUUUAUACAAGUUUGCAGCUAUGUAUUGUAAAUUGUAGAACCCUAUUUUGUAAUUGUCAUUAUUUAAGUGAUUUAGAAUCCUUGUCUUACUCUUAGUCAAAAAUGUUUAAUUGUAUUCAUAAGAUUAUGAAUUUUUAGUACUUUUUAUCUCGAAAAUCUGAAAACGGAAUCCUAAACUCACAGAUCGGACUGUUGUUUUAACCUAUUGGAGAAAUGAAUGGUUUUGUGUGACAAAAAGAAAAGUAUUUUAUGUGGUAGACUAAAGUGACGGGGGGAAAAUAAUGAGUGUAAUUAUUGGAAAUUAUCUUUUGCAUAUUUUUUAAACAUUGCUAUAAUAAUCUGUACUACUUUUUUUUCAACAGACUUUGUUUAGAGUUUUAAGUGCAAAAGAAACCCAUUUCCUUUUUAAUUAUAAUUGUUCAAUUUCGAUAUCCUACGUACUACUAUUUCUUUAGAUUUUUACUUUAAAGUAUCUUUUCGAAAACUUGGAUUUCCUUGUAUGUUUUAAGAUUCCAUUUUUCAGAUUUUCCUCUUUAUCAUGACCAUUCACAACUAUAAUUACCAGUCUCAUCUUACUAAUUGUAAUCUAUUAAUUAUUAUUAUUUAUAAUUUAUUAUUGUUUUUAUGUUUUUGACGACAUUCCACCACGCUCUUCCGUUAUUUAAUAAAUCUUGUAAACUUGACUUUUAUAUUUUUAGAUUUAAUCAAUUUAGUUUUUGUCAGACCCGCCCUCCAUCUGCGAAAUUAAAAAAAAUCCUGAAAAAUCCUCUAAAAUUUUUGGAUUUUUUUCAAAAGGCAAAACUUAUCAGAAAGAUUAAUAAUGCUGGUUACCAAAUGUUUAAUUUAAUUACUAGGCAAAUAAUCGUUUUGUUUGUUGGAGAGAGUAGGAGGAGUCAAAAUUCAUUUUUUUUGCUUACUUGAUCACCCAAACAUUUCUUUACUGUUCAAAUGUAAUAAAUAAAGAAAUUGUUUCAGAUGAAUUAAAAUGCACAAGCUACUGAAAUAUCGAUUAGGAACCAGGAUCUGGCCUUGCAGGUUUUUUUCUCAAGAAGCACCCACUCAGAAGUAUGGGCAGCCGACACCUUGGACCCAUCCGUAUUUGUUAAAGGAGAACGAAGUUAAUGUUGGAAUUUCUCAGUCAGAAUUUACUUCUCGAAGAGAUAAACUAGUUGAGAGUAUAUUAAAAUCAGGAGGAGUUACUACUUCUAACCGUCAUCUCAUUAUCCUACCCUCUGCCAGAAAGCAGUUUAUGGUAGAUCAUAUUCCUUAUUUCUUCAGGCAAGACACAGAUUUCAGAUACCUCACGGGAUGCUUACAACCUGAAUGCAGUCUAGUUAUUGAGUUUUCUGGAGAAAAAUCUAAAUCAACGCUUUUUAUGAAGGAGAAUACUGCCUAUGAGGAGAAGUGGGAAGGAACUCGGUUCGGUUUUAGAGAAGCAAAAGAGUUCUUUUGUGUUGAUGAGGUGGUGGCGAAUAAAUCUUUUAGUGAAUAUAUUCAUAGAUAUUCUUCAGAGAAAGAAGCAUUUACGCUCUGGUAUGAUCUGAUGGAUCCUCGGGAUGCAGAAUCUCAUCAAUUGAUUAAUUCAUUUAUCUUAAACGCUAAAAAACGACACCCGUCGUUAACCGUUGAGGCUCUUAGGCCUGUUUUGCACGAGUUGCGCAGUAUUAAGUCCCCAGCUGAAAUAAAUCUUAUGCGUACAACAUGUCAAAUAGGAGCCCAAGCUCUCCGAAAGACAAUAUCGAAGUCACAAACUAUGAAAACAGAACUUGAAUUUCAAGCUAGAGUUGAGUUUGAGUCUAAAAUGAAUGGUUUUGNCCGUGGAGCCAGCUAUCUUGCCUAUCCCCCAGUAGUUGCCGCAGGCAACAAUGCAACAACAAUUCACUACAUUGAUGCCUGUCAAUCUGUGGAGACUGGAGAUAUGAUGCUGAUGGAUGCUGGUUGUGAAUAUCAUGGAUAUGCCAGUGAUAUCACAAGAACCUGGCCAGUUUCAGGAAAAUUUACUGAUGCACAGCUGACUCUCUACCACGUGGUCCUUGACUGCCAAGAACAGCUGAUACAAUCCAUCCAACCAAACCAAACCUCAAUACAGCAAUUAUACUCAGCAAUGCAAAUUAUUUUAGCAAAGAACCUUCGUGAAGCUGGACUAAUAUCGGGUGAACAUGAUGAUAAAAUGGCGAUUAGAAUGGCAUAUCAGUUCUGUCCUCACAAUGUUGGUCAUCAUCUGGGUAUGGAUGUACAUGAUUGUGGGAGUGUUAACAAGGGUCAACCUUUACUUCCUGGAAAUGUGAUUACUGUAGAGCCUGGAAUAUACAUCCCUUCUUCUAAUACAAGUGUACCUGAGGAAUUCCGGGGAAUAGGGAUUAGAAUAGAAGAUAAUAUUUUGAUAAAUCAGACAGGCUGUGAAGUUUUAUCUAAAGAAUGUCCAAAAUCUUCCCAAGAAAUUCAGGAUUUAAUAUAUUAAAAAAUUCCGCUUAGUUACUUAAUUUUUAUAAUUAUGAUUUCCCAGAAAUAAUGAUAAUUUCUU